Molecule: messenger RNA, 1626 nt
Organism: Helianthus annuus (common sunflower)
Lineage: Eukaryota; Viridiplantae; Streptophyta; Magnoliopsida; Asterales; Asteraceae
Product: probable amino acid permease 7
Exons: 7
Coding region: 145-1536 (463 amino acids)
Cellular component (GO): plasma membrane
Source: RefSeq, a predicted model, not a curated record
AGUUUCUCAAACAAUCAUCUGGUGGUUGCUUUCACUGACUCACUCACUCACUCACUCACUCACUAUAAAUCACUUGUCAUUGGUCUCCUCUUUCAGAACUCCAUUUCCACACGACUCCAUUUUCAAUCUCAGACCUUGAAUCCAAUGGCGAACAACCACACAGAUGCUCCCUUACUUCAAUGUUCAAAUUCAUCCGAUGAACAACCCUUAGACCUCACACACAGAACCGGGACGAUAUGGACCGCGAUAGCGCACAUAAUAACUGGAGUGAUGGGAGCAGGUGUAUUGUCUCUUGGAUGGAGUUUGGCUCAACUUGGAUGGUUGUUUGGUCCUCCUGCAAUUCUUGUUUUUGCUGCGGUCACUCUCGUUUCAACCACAAUUCUUUCGGACUGCUACUUGUCUCCCCACUCAGAGCACGGUCCUGAUCGAAAUGCUUCGUUUCUUCAAGCUGUCAGUUACUAUUUGGGGGAGAAGAGCCAAUGGAUAUGUGCAGUGUUGUUAAAUGAGAGUUUAUAUGGGAAUGAUAUUGCUUACACCAUUGCAACUGCUACUAGUAUGAGGGCGAUACUGAAAUCGAAUUGUUACCACGAAGAAGGGCAUGAUGCUGGUUGUACAUAUCCAGACAGCAUCUAUAUGCUACUGUUUGGGCUUGUGCAAAUUGUUGUCUCUCAGAUACCAAAUUUUCAUAACAUGGCAUGGUUGUCUGCUGUUGCUGCCAUCAUGUCGUUUGCUUAUUCUACCAUCGGUUUGGGGCUCGGUUUAGCAAAUGUUAUCGUAAAUGAGGAGAUUAAGGGAAGCAUUGGAGGGGUCCCAGCUGCUUCUGCAGUUGAUAAACUGAUGCUAGUUUUCCAGGGUCUUGGAGAUAUAGCUUUUGCUUAUCCGUACUCAAUAAUUCUCUUAGAAAUUCAGGAUACAUUGAAACCACCAUCUGAAACCAAAACCAUGAAAAAAGCUUCAAGGUCUGCGAUCCUUAUCACCACCGUAUUCUAUUUGUGUUGCGGGAGUUUCGGGUAUGCAGCCUUUGGAAACAACACACCAGGCAAUCUUUUAACUGGGUUCGGGUUCUAUGAGCCCUAUUGGCUUGUUGACUUAGCCAAUGCCUGUGUCAUCCUUCAUCUUGUUGGUGGAUAUCAGGUCUUCAGCCAACCGGUAUUUGCACUUGUAGAAACAUGGUUUUCUGAGAGAUAUCCUGAGAGUCAUUUUGUGAACGGCUUUUACCAAUUGAAGCUGCCAUUAGUAACAACAUUUCAACUGAAUCCCUUCAGGCUAUGCUUCAGAAUGUUAUACGUUGUAUCCACAACCGGAAUUGCAAUGUUGUUUCCAUUUUUCAACCAAGUGUUGGGAGUGUUAGGGGCGUUAAACUUUUGGCCAUUAGUGGUGUAUUUCCCUGUGGAGAUGUACUUUGUGCAAAGAAAGAUUUUACCAUGGUCAAGAAAAUGGAUUGCCCUUAAAACCUUCAGCUUUGGUUGCUUUCUUGUGUCAGCUGUUGGAUUCGUUGGAUCACUAGAAGGUCUCAUAAUGGCAAAAUUGAGCUAAAAACAUAUUGGAUUUUCUUCAUAUAAUAUAUCUAUAUAUAUGUAUAUUGAUAUUCUUGGUUUGUAAUAGAUUUGUUUGUAUUUCCCAUUA